CCCCACUCUUCCACUAUCUCUUUACUAAACAGCGAUUCCCUAUGUCUCUUGAAACGUAUACCUCUUCCUCCCUGCGCAACCUGGAAUACCACAAGAGCAUUGUGCUCUACAAUGGCAGGUUCGACACCAGACAAGCCGCCGCAAGGUCUGGCAUGCAGGCCUAUCGCAUCGUAGCUCAGUUUCCUCACGUAACCCUCCUGACGGUGGAUGUGAAUGACGAUGCUACUGUUGUUGUUGGAGUGAUACCGACAAGCGGUGUCACUGUAGCCAAGGCGCUAAUCGACAAGGUCUCAACGAGAAGUGCCAACGCCAUAACUCGGGGUGUUCCCUACAAAAUGGAGCAGCGAGAUAUGCAGCUGGGAUGGAAGUUUACGGAUGCGCAAGGGGCCAAGUACAAAUGGAACACUAAAGCCCUGAAGACCCGGUGGGAGCUGCUUGACAGUAAAAAGGCAGCCAUUGCCACCUUUGACUGCACAAAGUUCUGGAAGGACGGUCCUGGCAUCCUGGAGUUCAAGACUGGAAUUAGCAAUGAGCUUCGAGUGCUUUCUCUUUUGGCACUUGGCAUAACUGCACUCACUGUCACAAGGACCCAUGCCAACAGCCACGGCAAUGUAGCCAUCUAUGCAUCAUGGAGUUAGCCCAGGUUUGCUCAUGGUUGGUAGUGAGGCGAGUUACUGGCUCAAAGAAAUGCGCUUUUUGUUCAUGCAGUAUGAUAUCCUCUUACGAUUUUGUUAACAUGUGCUGAUAAGGAUACACCCGCACUAUACCUGGCAGCGUAAUAUCAGGCGAUUCUGGGGGUUGGUUCUUUAUUGAUCAAUAGAGAAUAUUCCUUAGCACACACCUUCAGUUUGCAAGACGCGCUUUCUGCAAUCCGGCCUUGACAUACCAGUGUGCCAAGACGGCGAGGGACACCCUCUUUUUGCUAAAG
Linderina pennispora is the source of this 928-nucleotide messenger RNA. RefSeq lists its product as uncharacterized. The record is from RefSeq and is a predicted model, not a curated record. The transcript is spliced from 2 exons. The coding region runs from base 42 to 638 and encodes 198 amino acids. Lineage: Eukaryota; Fungi; Kickxellomycota; Kickxellomycetes; Kickxellales; Kickxellaceae.